Molecule: messenger RNA, 1374 nt
Organism: Fusarium graminearum PH-1
Lineage: Eukaryota; Fungi; Ascomycota; Sordariomycetes; Hypocreales; Nectriaceae
Exons: 3
Coding region: 1-1056 (351 amino acids)
Biological process (GO): carbohydrate metabolic process; cell wall organization
Cellular component (GO): extracellular region; fungal-type cell wall; cell surface
Molecular function (GO): 1,3-beta-glucanosyltransferase activity; glucan endo-1,3-beta-D-glucosidase activity
Source: RefSeq, a predicted model, not a curated record
AUGAAGCGUUUCUUCACUUCGGCGGUGGCUAUGGCGGCGGCUGUUGCUGCUAUCCCCGCCGACCACUUAUUAAACGAGAGCCCCACUCCGAUACCUAUUAUUCCAACUGGAACGGCGACCUUUCAAGGAACCCCCGUGCCUGUGCCUGAUGAUCAAAAACCGCCCAACGGUAGUGGAUCUAAACUGCCAUGUGUCACUUGCAGCCCAAGCGGUUCUUCUAGCUCUGGGAGCUCCGGCAGUCCCGGAGGUUCAAACGGCUCUAAACUCCCCGGUAUUUCUUACGCUCCAUACCGUGGCGACCAUCAGUGCAAGAGCGGAGAUGAGAUAAAGCAAGAUAUUUCUGACCUUGCGGGCUCUUACUCUCUCCUCCGUAUUUAUGGCACCGAGUGCGACCAGGUUUCCAAGAUCUAUCCAUGUGCCAAAGCCAACGGCAUGAAGCUGUUCCUUGGUAUUUGGGACAUCAACGAUGUCCAAAGCGAAGCCAAGUUGAUCAUCGAUGCUAUCGGUGACGAUUGGGACAUCGUGGACACCAUCAGCGUCGGAAACGAACUCGUCAACAAUGGCGCUGCCACCCCUGCACAGGUCCUUGCCGCAGUCGACGAAGCUCGUGCAAUCCUGAAAACCGCUGGGUAUAAUGGCCCUGUCUUAACUGUCGAUACGUUUGUGGCUGUCCAGGAGCACCCAGAGCUUUGCGAGAAAAGCGAGUAUUGUGCAAUCAACGCCCAUGCCUUCUUUGACCCUCACACUUUUGCAGAUGGUGCUGGCAAGUGGCUCUCUGACACCGUCCAAGUCGUCAAGUCGAAGCUAUCCAGCGACAAGCGCGUUGUGGUCUGCGAGACUGGCUGGCCCACAAAGGGUGAUAGCAAUGGUAAUGCUGUUCCUGGAUUAACUCAACAAGGGUCAGCUCUCAGGGCCAUCAGAGAAGCAUUUUCCGAUCACCCUGAUGACCUUAUCCUUUUCUCUGCUUUCAAUGAUCACUGGAAGAAGCCAGAACCAGCAACCUUCCACGCUGAGCAGUUUUGGGGCAUCGACGGCAAGGACUCGGCUUCUGAGUAGAGUAGAGCUCGAAGAUUUGUUGUGUCAGCUAAGCCUUCGUAUCUUUGAACGGUUUGCGGCUUGGUUUUUGUUGUGAAACAUCGUUCGAUUUGGUGUUUUUUUAUUGCUUUGUGUUGUUAUUGUUUCGGGGCUACGGAUGCUGAGUACCUUGUGUUAUCGCAGGACUAUACGUGUUUGGUACUUAGCAGGAGCAUGUGGGAGGAUUGUCUACUUCUUAUCGGGUUUUGACUGCCUCGUUAUUUCACAUGGCUGUCUUGUUUGAAGAGUGUGAAAAGGCCUGUGCUGAGUAUUUUGUAUGAAUUGAAACUUGAUUUUAUU